GUCUUUAGUUUGCAGUACGCGUUCAACGAGUUCAGAUUAACUGAAGCAGCGAAAGUAGUGUUCAAGGAUGGCGUCGUUGGAGAAUCAAUUGCAAAGAAAUAUUGCGGAAUUUAUUAAUAUCGAUGCACAUCGAAAAAAAUACACUAACCAUUACAAUGCCUUACGUGAUACUAUUUAUUCCAUUCUGAAGUCUGAGAUGCCACUGGGAAAAUGGUUGUGUGGACACAAACUUGGAGGAAGCUAUGGCGAUAAAGUGAAAAUUACAAGGCCCGAUGAGUUCGAUUUGGUAAUCUAUCUGAAAUUUCCCGAAAACGAUCGGAUCAUCGUUAAGAGAGAUCCACGGAAACCGGGUAAUGUUACGCUCGACAUGACGGAGGUGCUAAAUAUCCUGCAGAGACAGGAUCAUCAAAAGGAUUCAUUUACAGUCCUAAAGAAAAUAGUUACGGCCCAAAAUCUAUUAUUGGAGGAUAAGCUGCAGGAUCUAAUAAAUGGUGCAUUUACCAAAGCUCUCAAUAAAAUGGAAAAACGGAUUAUUGUGGACGGCAUGACCUCGCAAAUAAUUUACAAACGAUGCGGUCCAGCUCAUACAAUUUUUAUAAAUUCACCCUGCAAAUAUUCGGUGGAUUUUGUGCCAGCAAUAAGGCUAAGUGAACGGCAGAAUGUGUUGGGCGGCGAGGAGCUCAGAUUCUUUCGGAACAUACCGUAUUGGGACGCAAUACCGAAACCUAUGAAGCCAUUCCAAGCGAACAACAUUUCAUUCCGGGCCUCCUACUAUGAUGCCGAAAAGGAAAUGAUGCACAAUAAACAAAAGCUGAAGGAUGUCAUCAAGCUGAUGAAGAAAUUCCGCGAUUCAAAGACAAACAUGGCAAAUGUUCGAAGCUAUUACAUUAAGACGGUGCUGCUGUGGCAGGUGAAGGUGCGUCCCGUAACCUAUUGGAGCGACAAGAGACUCUACGAGAUACUGAUCGAUAUGUACGAUGAGUUGGCCAGUUGCUUGGCAGUGAAUCAGCGGCGUGGCAAGUUACGCUUCUUCUGGGAUCCCAAUCUCGAUAUGUUUGCUGCCUUCACAACGAACCAACGGCACGACAUGUUCAACUGUGUCAUAGCUGAGCAUGCGAACCUCAAGAGAGCCGCUGGCAAUCUGACCAGUGACAUCAAUCAAAUUGUGCGAUCCUCCUACAGUAAUCGCGAGGAGCGUGGAGAGCCACAGCGAAGGCCUCGGAAUGGACAGCCAGCUGUAGCACCAGUUCCACCUCCUGCUAAUAAACCACAGGCAGAACAAUCGACUUGUAUAAUUGGCUGAGAGAGAGAGAGGGAGGGAGAGUAAGUUUCAAGACUUUAUUAACAAUAAAAUAAAAUGAAGAGAAGAGAAAUAAUUGGAUAGUUUUGUUUGUAUACUCGUUGUGGAACUUAAUGCUAUAGAAAAUGUGCUUGAUUUGUAGAUGAACAUCAUCAUCAUAAUCAUAACCAUCGACGUCGUUAACAUCAUUAAGUCGCUUAGAGGCCGCCACCGGAGCGAUCGACACUGAUCUUCUGCUUGAGAUUGGCCGCCUCGUGCUUCUGCUCCUCCAGCUCGGCCAUGCGCGCAAAUCGGGAAUAGGCCACAUCGCCAGUCUUGAUUGCCGACAUCAUCUAAUAAAUUUGAUAUAUGUACAUACAGUUGAAUUUGCAAUGCUCGUAGAUUACCAAAUAAAAUGCCAUUUACCUGUAGAUAUUCGUCGAGCUCCACUUGGCCAUUCAUGUUGGUGUCAAUCUCCUUGAGAAUCUCGUGCAGCUGCUCGCCAGACACAUCGCCAUCGCCGAAGCUCUUGAGUGCCCGUCUAAUGUCAUUGAUGGAGACAUAACCCUUCUUGUCCUUGUCGAUCAACUGGAAGCGUUUCACAUAUGUCUGAAUCUCCUCCUUGGACAGCUUAAUCGGUAUUCUCUCCUUCGAUGUGCGAUUGAUCGAGUGUCCCAUCUCGUUGGCCAAGAAAUCGGUGGCAUGCUUGAUUUGACGCUCCUUCUCAUCCUUGGACCACUGCAGCUCCUCGCCCAUAAUGUCCACAAUGACAGGCAAUGCCUCCUGUGCGGCCUGCACAUUGAGGAAGGCCAAGCGCAGACGACGCGCAAUCAUAUCGACGGCAGUGCAAGCGUAUUCACGCACACCAUAACGAAUCUCUGCAUCGAUGUAGGGGAACUCGGGAUGGAUGCGAUUGCCAAUGAUGGGCCAACGUUUGCCAGUCAGUGUUGCCAGCUUGGAGACGGCAAAGGCACGAUCGCCAUAUGAUUUGGCCAGAUGCUGUGCCACCUCGCA
Drosophila sulfurigaster albostrigata is the source of this 2293-nucleotide messenger RNA. RefSeq names its product cyclic GMP-AMP synthase-like receptor 1 (gene cGlr1). The transcript has 4 exons. The coding region runs from base 68 to 1303 and encodes 411 amino acids. Lineage: Eukaryota; Metazoa; Arthropoda; Insecta; Diptera; Drosophilidae. The record is from RefSeq and is a predicted model, not a curated record.